Messenger RNA from Rattus norvegicus (Norway rat), 4787 nucleotides. It is a transcript of the gene Fermt1, whose product is annotated as FERM domain containing kindlin 1. Gene Ontology annotation, molecular function: actin filament binding; protein-containing complex binding. The record is from RefSeq and is marked provisional. Gene Ontology annotation, biological process: positive regulation of cell-matrix adhesion; establishment of epithelial cell polarity; positive regulation of integrin activation. NCBI's taxonomy places the organism in Eukaryota, Metazoa, Chordata, Mammalia, Rodentia, Muridae. Gene Ontology annotation, cellular component: anchoring junction; cytosol; cell junction.
AACUCUGCAUAGGUAGACAAUUGCAGACAGGAAGGGAUUCUCCCUGGCCCCGGGUAUCAGUGACGAAUUUACCUAAGAGGCAGGGAAAACGACUGAGCCUUGGAUUCAGGGCCAGUACUGGAGGGCUUCAGGGUAGCCAGAACGCUGGAGGCCUCCAGGCAAAGCCAUAUAAAAGUGGAGGCGGGAGGGGUGGAGUGUAUUCCAGGCUGCUUGGCUCCUGCCUGGAGCAGCCCUGCGGCUCCCUUCAACCCUUAUUGUAUCUGCAACCUUCUCCUACUCGGAGUGAAAGCAAGACCUAGCAGGCUGGGCUGGACGUGCCCCCGCCUGCCCGCCCCGCUAGCCUGCUCCGCGACGCUGUGGCCCCGGGACGCGGACUGUGUUUGGGCGCUGGGCGGCGGGCUCCGGGAGCUCGCACUGGCUGUCGCGAGGUCCCCCGCAACGUCACUCGACCCACUGUACCCUUGUGCCGUCCCGCGAGACCCCUGCUCGCCCAAGGCGGCCUCUAAGGAAGCAGCUGUCCACGUGCGGGCUGCAGACAGGACGCCGGGGUCUCCAUAGCAGACACCUGCCUGGACCACAAUGUUAUCAUCUGGUGACUUUACAUCUGCAUCCUGGGAGCUUGUAGUCCGAGUUGACCAUGCAAAUGAAGAGCAGCAGACAGACAUCACGCUGAGAGUGUCUGGGGACCUGCAUAUUGGGGGAGUGAUGCUCAAGCUGGUGGAACAGAUGAACAUAGCCCAAGACUGGUCAGACUUUGCUCUGUGGUGGGAACAGAAGCGCUGCUGGCUUCUGAAAACGCACUGGACCCUGGACAAGUGUGGAGUCCAGGCCGACGCCAAGCUUCUCUUCACCCCUCAGCACAAGAUGCUUCGUCUUCGGCUGCCCAACACCAGGACAGUGCGGCUUCGAGUCAGCUUUUCUGCUGUGGUGUUUAAGGCUGUAGCUGAUAUCUGCAAAGUACUGAAUAUCAGAAGACCAGAAGAACUCUCAUUGUUAAAGCCUUCUGGUGACUAUUGUAAAAAGAAAAAGAAGAAAGAAAAAAAUAGUAAAGAGCCAGUGAUUGAAGACAUCCUGAACCUGGAAAGUUCUUCAACAAGCUCGGGUUCCCCAGUAAGCCCUGGCUUGUACAGUAAGACCAUGACACCCACAUAUGACCCCAUCAACGGGACACCAGCCUUAUCCACUAUGACUUGGUUUGGUGACAGCCCUUUGACAGAGCAAAACUGCAGUGUUCUGGCCUUCAGCCAACCUCCUCCAUCACCAGAGGUGCUCGCCGAAAUGUUCCAGCCUCGAUCUUUGGUUGACAAAGCCAAGAUGAAUGCAGGCUGGCUGGACUCCUCGAGGUCCCUUAUGGAGCAAAGCAUUCAAGAGGAUGAGCAGCUGCUGUUGAGAUUUAAAUACUACACCUUCUUUGACUUGAAUCCUAAAUAUGAUGCUGUCCGAAUUAACCAACUCUACGAGCAAGCCAGAUGGGCUGUUCUCCUGGAGGAAAUCGACUGCACAGAAGAAGAAAUGUUGAUCUUUGCAGCUCUGCAGUAUCACAUCAGCAAGCUGUCGCUGUGUGCUGAAAUACAGGACUUUGCAACCAAGUCCGAGGUUGACGAGGUAGAAGCAGCGUUGUCAAGUUUGGAAGUGACCCUCGAAGGCGGGAAGGCAGACAACACUUUGGAGGACAUUACUGACAUCCCUAAACUGGCAGAUUAUCUCAAAUUAUUUAAGCCCAAGAAGCUAAUGUUAAAAGCUUUCAAGCAAUACUGGUUUGUCUUUAAAGACACAUCUAUAGCCUACUUUAAAAAUCAGGAACUCGAACAAGGAGAGCCAAUAGAGAAGCUGAACAUCAGAGGCUGUGAAAUUGUGCCAGAUGUGAAUGUAGCAGGGAGAAAAUUUGGAAUCAAGUUACUAAUCCCUGUUGCUGAUGGAAUGAAUGAAGUGUAUUUGAGAUGUGACCAUGAGGAUCAAUAUGCCCGGUGGAUGGCUGCGUGCAUCUUGGCCUCGAAGGGUAAAACCAUGGCAGACAGCUCCUACCAGCCAGAGGUCGUCAGCAUCCUUUCAUUUCUCAAGAUGAAAAACCGGAACUCAUCACCUCUGGUGGCUUCCAGUCUGGAAAGCAUGGAUAUGAACCCGGAGUGCUUAGUAUCGCCCCGCUGUGCAAAGAAGCACAAGUCUAAACAGCUGGCAGCCCGGAUCCUGGAAGCUCACCACAACGUAGCCCAGAUGCCUCUGGUCGAAGCCAAACUGCAGUUCAUCCAGGCAUGGCAGUCCUUACCCGAGUUCGGCCUCACUUACUACCUUGUCAGAUUUAAAGGAAGCAAGAAGGAUGACAUCCUGGGAGUUUCAUACAACAGGCUGAUUAGAAUGGAUGCAGUCACUGGGAUACCAGUUACAACGUGGCGAUUUGCCAAUAUGAAGCAGUGGAAUGUCAACUGGGAAAUCCGGCAGGUGGCAAUCGAGUUUGACCAAAAUGUCUCCAUCGCAUUCACCUGCCUAAGUGCAGGUUGCAAGAUUGUACACGAGUACAUUGGUGGCUACAUCUUCCUGUCCACCCGAUCCAAGGAUCAAAAUGAAACGCUCGACGAGGACCUCUUUCACAAACUGACUGGCGGUCAGGACUGAAGUGAAGCAGGGCUACCUGGCCUACAUGGACCUAGGAAUCCCUUCCUGAAUGAAUAGGAUCCAUGGCUUUCCCUGUGUGUAGCUUUCAGACCCACACAAUGUAUGCUUACCAUCAGACACCCAGGUCCUUGCCUCGUCUGAGCACACUGAACGCACCCCUCACCUUACUUUGCCUCCCAUUGCCAGCAGUAGACUGGGCUCCUGCUGGUGUUUCCUAUAAAGUGGGUGGGGAAUGAGAAGCCUGGUACUUACUCUGUGGAUGCUCUAAGGCCCACCAUGGCUUUCCAGCUCUGUGGCUUUGCAGGCACACGUAAGUGCUAACCAACAGCUGACCUGCUUAUAUGCCUCAUUGGUAAGUCAGCAGUGAGAAGAGCAAGGUAAAAGCGAUGUGUAGCGAGUACAAAUCUCAUUCCACACACUCAGGUCCUUCUUAACAAAACUGAGCGUAGCUCUCAUCUUGCCAAAAUGGCAGCAGGAGUCUCAUCGCCUUUUUUCUUUAGAGGUCAGAGAGAUGAGUGGGGAGGAGCAGGUUACAGUGGUCUUCAGUAUCAUCAGUUUACGGUGACUGUCACAUCUGUUAAGGUGAUCACUCACCAUCUGGUCUAAUCAUCGGUCCUCAUAGUAUUGCUGACAUGAGAGGCUCCAUUCCUAGGGAAUCCCACAGACACAGUGAAGUCCUUCUUAAAGACACAGGGAUACAUGGGAGCCCAUUCUUAGCCAAGAUCCAUGACUCGGUCGAUUUGAUUCUGGACUUGGUCUCAAGAAAACAGACCCAGAACUCUGUUAAUCAAAAGCACCUUUAAGGAGCUGGAAAGAUAGCUUAGCAGUUAAGAGGGCUUGCUGCUCUUGCAGGGGACCUCAACUGAGUUCCAAGUACCUAGCUUUAAGGGAUCUGAUGCCUUCUUCUAAACUCCGUGAUCUGUUUCUAGAGUCCACCAUGUUGAAGAUCUGCUUUCGGAGCCCUGGUUGUCGGGGUUGUAAGAAAGUGUUCUUCUUCCCAUUCAGCUGCAUUCUGGAGGUGGAGUCUACCUCUAUGAGUCUUGCCAUUUUCCCUAAACACCUUCAGCUUUGUAAAUCACAGGCAGUAACAGACUCUCUGGGGCUUUUUUUUUUUCCAGUAUCAUCCCUGUCCUGCUACAAACAUAAGCUCUUGACAGCUGCCUGAAUGUCAUAUUCUGGUUUUUCAGUAGGAAGGAAUGAGUGGGUUUUGAGUAGGUAGACUGCAGUCUCAGAGCUAAAGGGAGGUGUUUUCUUCUGUUGAGACACAGCCUUCUCCUUCCACACACUCAGACUGCACAGAUAAGACAAGAGCUUUCCUUGAACUCUGCCUCUCUCCUAGGCUGCAUGUUUCAGGGUUUUGGAUGGAGCCCAGAGACCUUCAAGCCUCAGCUGUUGCUUUGUUUCCCAACCAAGCCACCUGGGAAGGGGGAGUUCUGCAAUUCCAGGAAUCAAGAGACACUCCUGGCUUGAGACCACAGACCUGAGCCAGAAGAACCUUCUGGAGGUUUCUUUUAGCCUAUCCCUAGAGGUGUGUACUCAUGAACCUUUCCAAGUUCCCACUGAAUUUCUGGGGCUCAACUUUGCUCAGAAGUACUUUAAGCAUUUGGAAGAUUUGGUUCCCAUCACAAAGAACUUAACUUGGGGUGUUUUUAUGCAGACACAUAUGUUAAGUAUGUGCAGUAAACACUCUGGGCUCUACUGUUUAGGCUCUAGGCACUGUACAAUAUACUCCUAGGUAUACCACACUAGGCUGGGCAUAGCAUAUACCCAGUGUGUGUGCCUCUAAUCCCAGAACUGAGAAGACAGACACAGGCAGACCUCUGUGAGUCUGAGGCCAGCCAGGGCUCCAUAAUCAGAGCCAUUCUCAAAAAAAAAUAUUUACAUGCUAGAGCCUAGACAGAUGUUUGAAAUCCUGGUCACGAUGACCUCCUUGAUUAUUUGUCACCUUGAUUACAUUUUGCUCAUGAGAAUUCAGCUUCCCUCCUUCACCCAGACCUGGCCUUCAGGUCAGUCCCUCCUUAGCUUUUCAUGGUUGGCUGACAUUUCCAUGAAAUGCUUGGAGGAGUUGGCUGCAGACAUUAUGCAGUUUUGGGUAGCAUUUCUCCCGUGAUGACACAGCUACAUCUCAAAGGAAUAAAUUGGUAUAAGAAGAAAAUGUUAAAUGCCACAAUUCU